Molecule: messenger RNA, 1803 nt
Organism: Meriones unguiculatus (Mongolian gerbil)
Lineage: Eukaryota; Metazoa; Chordata; Mammalia; Rodentia; Muridae
Gene: Bend5
Product: BEN domain containing 5
Exons: 5
Coding region: 673-1431 (252 amino acids)
Biological process (GO): negative regulation of DNA-templated transcription
Molecular function (GO): DNA binding
Source: RefSeq, a predicted model, not a curated record
UCCUUACUGCAAUCGCACUCCGGCUGUGAUUGCUCGGGUCUGACUUCGCAAGUGGCGGUGCGCUUCCAAACCCCCUCAUCCGCCCCUCGCCCGGCUCUCCCCGCUCCCUCCCUUCUCCGCGCCCAGGCGAGAGCAGCCGAUUGGCAGAGCGGGCCUUUCAGGAACAAUAACAGUGGGGGGGAGCCGGGGCCCUGGGGAGCCUCCCCCGCCCCCGGCCCGGCUCACGCCCUCCUUGGGGUCCCCACCUCCGCGCCGCCCCACGGGCUGACCGGCGCCCGGGCCCGCCCCCGGCGCCCACCAUGUACGCCUUUGUGCGGUUCCUGGAGGACAACGUCUGCUACGCGCUGCCCGUGUCGUGCGUGCGCGACUUCAGCCCCCGCUCGCGACUGGAUUUUGACAACCAGAAGGUGUACGCGGUGUACCGGGGCCCGGAGGAGCUGGGCGCCGAGCCCGAGAGUCCCCCGCGUCCCCCCAGGGACUGGGGCGCGCUGUUGCUCCACAAGGCCCAGAUCCUGGCGCUGGCAGAGACCGGAGGGGCGGAAGCCUAGUGAAGCGGCCCACAAGAGUAUCGAGGCAGUGGUGGCCCGGCUAGAGAAACAGAACGGCCUGAGCCUGGGCCACAGCACUUGUCCAGAAGAGGUCUUUGUGGAGGCCUCACCGGGCACGGAGGACAUGGACAGUCUGGAGGAGGCCGUCGUGCCCCGGGCUCUGUAUGAGGAGCUGCUGCGAAACUACCAGCAGCAACAAGAGGAGAUGCGCCACCUCCAGCAGGAGCUGGAGCGGACUCGGAGGCAGCUCGUACAGCAGGCCAAGAAGCUCAAGGAGUACGGGGCACUGGUGUCUGAAAUGAAGGAGCUCCGAGACCUCAACAGGAGACUCCAGGACGUGCUACUCCUGCGGCUUGGCAGCGGUCCCGCCAUUGACUUGGAAAAAGUAAAAUCAGAAUGUCUCGAGCCCGAGCCGGAGUUACGGAGCACUUUCAGUGAGGAAGCAAAUACGUCGUCCUAUUACCCCGCUCCUGCGCCUGUCAUGGACAAGUAUAUCCUAGACAAUGGCAAGGUCCAUCUGGGAAGCGGGAUUUGGGUUGACGAGGAGAAAUGGCACCAGCUACAAGUAACCCAAGGAGAUUCUAAGUACACGAAGAACUUGGCAGUCAUGAUCUGGGGAACAGAUGUUCUGAAAAACAGAAGCGUCACAGGAGUCGCCACAAAAAAAAAGAAGGAUGCGAUUCCGAAGCCACCCCUCUCUCCUCACAAGCUAAGCAUCGUCAGAGAGUGUUUAUAUGACAGAAUAGCACAAGAAACGGUGGACGAAACUGAAAUUGCACAGAGACUCUCCAAAGUCAACAAGUACAUCUGUGAGAAAAUCAUGGAUAUCAACAAGUCUUGUAAAAACGAAGAACGAAGGGAAGCAAAAUACAAUUUGCAAUAAACUUUGGAUUUUUUCAUAAAGCCUUUGCAUUUUCCUUGUGUGGUGUGUGCAUUCUGGGCUAUGGUGCCAUCAAAUAGACCACACCAGGCCUCAUCGUGUCUGGGCAGGGGACCUUCAGGGCACUGAGGUCAGUGUCUUAUUCUGAACUUGGACUUCCUACUUCAGAGAAGGCAGAUGGAUUUGCUAAGACUCAGCAGAGGCUCAUGCACCUCCAGUGUUGUCUUGGGAUGGGAAAAGCACUUUUCACGGGGCUGUAAAGAUCAGAGUAGCCUGUCGAGUCCACAAUAUGAACUGUUAUUUUUACCAUCGGAGGACAUCUGUCUCUGCUCCUCUAUUUUGUUCUAUAAUAAAAUUCCAUUAAUUCUUAAUGUA